CUCCCCGUUUUUUUUUUUUUUUUUUUUUCCUGCUGGGGACUUGUGAAUGGCAGCCAAUGGGAGGGUUGAGUCCCCCCUCAGCCUCUCUCAGCCUCCCUGACAUCCACACGGAGAAGUGAUGCAGCGCGACUGAGACGCGCAGUUGAGGUGGAACAACACCAAAAAAAAUAAUUUAAAAAAAGAUAAAGAGACAGAGAGAGAGAGAAAGACAGAGAAGAAAAAAAUACGGAUACACGCGGCUCCGAAAAAAAGAAGAAAUAACCUCGUGUUAGAAUAAACUUCAGCAGGUGCCGCUCGCCGCCCCAUGUGAGCCUGAGGAGAACUUCCUGCUUCGCUCGAUUACAGCAUGAGAACUGAUCUGACACUCUGACCCGAGCGAACCACCGGACGCAGACCGCUGAGGGGGGGGGCGAGGCGGGGCAGGCAGAAGGCCGUGGUGGGUGCCGGCGGUGGCGUGGACAUGGAUAGACGGAGCGUUUGCCUGCUGCUGGCGAUGCUGUGGGUCUCGGCCCACCUCGGCUCUCCGGGGCUGGGGCUCAGGGCCCUGCGGAGGACUACAGGGGGGCGGAGGGGGUCCGCGGGACUGACGGGGGAGGACGCCAACGGGGUGCCGCUCAGACGCUCCAAGCGGGGUUGGAUGUGGAACCAGUUCUUUUUGUUGGAGGAGUACACCGGGACGGACUUGCAGUACGUCGGAAAGCUUCACUCCGACGGAGACCGAGGCGACGGCAGCGUGAAGUACAUCCUCACCGGGGACGGAGCGGGGACCCUCUUCAAGAUCGAUGAGAAGAACGGCGACAUCCACGCCACCAAGAGGCUGGACCGAGAGGAGAAGGCCUUCUACCUCCUCCACGCCAAAGCCAUCAACCGCUUCACCAACGAGGCGCUGGAGGGCGAGUCCGAGUUCAUCAUCAAGAUCCACGACAUCAACGACAACGAGCCGCGCUUCACCAAGGACCCCUACAUCGCCAGCGUCCCGGAAAUGUCCGACAUCGGCACCUCGGUGAUUCAGGUGACGGCCACCGACGCGGACGACGCCACCUAUGGGAACAGUGCCAGGGUGGUGUACAGCAUCCUGGAGGGGCAGCCAUACUUCUCUGUGGACCCCGAAACCGGCCUGAUUAAGACCGCCCUGGCCAACAUGGACCGGGAGGUGAAAGAGCACUACCAGGUGGUGAUCCAGGCCAAAGACAUGGCCGGGCAGAUGGGCGGACUCUCAGGAACCACCACGGUCAGCAUCACGCUCAGUGACGUCAACGACAACCCGCCGCGCUUCACCAAGACUCUGUAUGAGUUCAGAGUGAACGAGUCCAUCGAGCUGGGGUCCACGGUGGGAGUGAUCCGGGCCAUGGACGCCGACGUCGGGGAGAACGCCGAGAUGGAGUACCGGAUCAUGAGCAGCGACGGCCCCGGGAUGUUUGAUAUCACCACCAAUCGCAGCACGCAGGAGGGCGUCAUUGUGCUCAGGAAGCCUCUGGACUUCGAGAGGAAGCGUCAGUACAGCCUCCGCAUCCAGGUGGAGAACGUCCACAUCAACCCUCGCUUCUACGCCAAGGGCCCCUUCAGGGACGACGCCUCCGUCAAGAUCCUGGUGGAGGAUGUGGACGAACCUCCGGUGUUCGAGCACUCCAGCUACACCAUGAAGGUGAGGGAGGACGCGCCCCGGAACAAAAUCAUCGGAUCGGUCAACGCGUCCGACCCCGACGACAAGAACUGGACCGUCAGGUACUCCAUCGACCGACACACCGACAUGGACCGGAUCUUCAGCAUCCACGCGUGGAACGGCUCGGUGUUCAUCCAGCGGGACCUGGACCGGGAAGAGAAGGCCUGGCACAACAUCACCGUCGUCGCCAUCGAGUCGAACAACCCGCGACAGUUCAGCAAGGUGCCCGUGUACAUCAGAGUGCUGGACGUCAACGACAACGCUCCGACGUUUGCCACCAAUUACGAGACGUUUGUCUGCGAGAACGCCAAGGCUAAUCAGAGGAUCCAAACGGUGAGCGCCACGGACCCCGACGAGCCGCCCGGAGGACACAGCUUCUUCUUCAGCCUCGCCCAGGAGGCUGCUGGGAAGGCCAACUUCUCCGUGCGUGACAACAAAGACAACACGGCGUGGAUCGUGACGCGGAGGAACAGCUACAACAGCCUGCAGAAGAGCGUGUACCACGUGCCCGUGGUCAUCUCCGACGGCGAGCUCCCCGUGCAGAGCAGCACCAACACGCUCACCAUCCGUGUGUGCACCUGCGACCGCGAGGGCAACAUGAAGCUGUGCAACGCCGAGGCGCUGACGGCAAGGGCGGGGCUCAGCACUGGCGCCCUGGUGGCCAUCUUGCUUUGCGUCAUCAUCCUGCUGAUGAUCGUGGUGCUGUUCGCCGCCCUGAGGAGGCAGAGGAAGAAGGAGCCUCUGAUCAUCUCCAAGGAGGACGUCAGGGACAACGUGGUCAGCUACAACGACGAGGGCGGCGGCGAGGAGGACACGCAGGCGUUCGACAUCGGAACGCUGCGCAACCCGGAGGCCAUCGAGGAGAGCAAGCAGCGGCGAGACAUCGUCCCCGAGACCUUCUACCCGCCCGUGCGGCGGCCCCCUCCGGCGCCGGCACGGGACAAUAACGGGGACGUGCGGGACUUCAUCAACCAGCGGCUGCAGGACAACGACAGCGACCCCACGGCGCCGCCGUACGACUCCCUGGCCACCUACGCCUACGAGGGCAGCGGCUCGGUGGCCGAGUCGCUCAGCUCGCUGGAGUCGGCCACCACCGAGGGCGACCAGGACUACAACUACCUGAGCGAGUGGGGGCCGCGCUUUAAGAAACUGGCUGACAUGUACGGCGGCGACGACAGCGACAGGGAUUCCUAACGGGAGGGAGCGGAGAAAGGAGGAGGGGGGGAGGGGGAGAGAGAAGAUGGGUGAGA
Salarias fasciatus (jewelled blenny) is the source of this 2913-nucleotide messenger RNA. Its product is annotated as cadherin-6-like. The coding region runs from base 461 to 2857 and encodes 798 amino acids. Gene Ontology annotation, molecular function: cadherin binding; calcium ion binding; beta-catenin binding. The transcript is spliced from 12 exons. The record is from RefSeq and is a predicted model, not a curated record. Gene Ontology annotation, cellular component: catenin complex; plasma membrane; adherens junction. NCBI's taxonomy places the organism in Eukaryota, Metazoa, Chordata, Actinopteri, Blenniiformes, Blenniidae. Gene Ontology annotation, biological process: synaptic membrane adhesion; adherens junction organization; calcium-dependent cell-cell adhesion.